This is a messenger RNA of Heteronotia binoei (common prickly gecko), 6407 nucleotides long. RefSeq names its product microtubule associated scaffold protein 1 (gene MTUS1). Lineage: Eukaryota; Metazoa; Chordata; Lepidosauria; Squamata; Gekkonidae. The transcript has 16 exons. The record is from RefSeq and is a predicted model, not a curated record. Gene Ontology annotation, cellular component: nucleus; cytoplasm. The coding region runs from base 552 to 4421 and encodes 1289 amino acids. Gene Ontology annotation, molecular function: microtubule binding.
UUCAACUGAUCCACUGUUUUGAGCGUCUCUUCCCUUUGACCGGUUGCACUUACGCUAAUAUGUAUCACAGGGUGGGUGCUUAUUGGCGCAGACGAAAAGACGACGGACCCCGACGCCCCCCCGCCGGGCUUCUGGCUUGGACCAGGUAGUGAGGAAUGCUGUGACGUCACCACCGAAGGCAGGUGCCGCGGCGGGCGCCACAAGGUACAAGAGGGAAGGAAGGUGUUACAUGUCCCGGCUGGUACUGAGCACGCGCACUGGGCAGUUCCAGAGGACUGAGUGGAGAAGGGGAAAAAAAAAAAAAGCUACAGACCGAGAGAAAGCGCGCCUUGGCGCGCUCUCGCCCUGUUCUGGACCCAGCGAGGCAAAUGGUCCUGCUGCAGCCGCAGAGCAGAAGAUCUAAGAGUUGUGCAUAUACUUGAAGAUUCUGGAUUCAAGAAAAUGAAUUAAUGUUCCUUGGGAGAAGCUUUACAACAAGAAAAAAACUCUCACCCUGACAGACAUCUUAAAAUUCAGACUUGGACUAUGCUAAACUAGAAAUAAAGUCAAAAAUGAAUGUUGAAGAAUUGGAGGAAAUAGGCUUACAGCCUCCUUUAAUCAUUAGGGAUGAAAAUGGCAAUAAAUGUGUGUGUCGUAAUGCUGCAUUACCCUCACUGAAUGGAAGCCCUGCUAGCCAGUACCAAGAAGCAGAACAUGAAGACUACAUAGAACUGAAGGAUACAAAUGAUCUGAUAAACAGAGCUAGCCACCCAUGCACUGAAGCAGAAGACCUGCAGAAAGUUGCCAGUGACUACAUUUGCAUGGGGACCAUGGAUUUAGAGGCUGUGCAUAUCCCUGCUUCAAAGGAGCAAUAUUACAUGCAUGCCUUGAAACAAAAUGUCACAGAACCAACAAGCCUUCUUAAAGACAGCCUUGCGGUGAAGAGUAUUCAGAAUCUCGGGACUGAGGAAUCUGUGCCUUAUUGCCAGGCAGAUUGCAUGCACUUUGCUGCAGUUGAGUUAACUGAAAGUACAACAAUCCAAGAUGAAUUAGAUUGUUCUCAAAUAGGACAGGAAGGUGCUAGUCCAAGUGAAUCUUUCAUUACAGUUAUAAACAUGGAGAGUAAGUGUAAUGAAGAGGGAUCUGGCCAUCAGGUAUUUGCAUCUUCUGGGGAAAUGAAUACAAGGGACAAUUUGACUAACAGUGUAAACUCCUAUAAGCUAGAUGACCCUGGCAACCACAAUAUGGUGAACAUGAACCUAGAUAGGGGAAUCCCACUUGCUAAUGUUCUUUCAGUAACUGGAGAUAACAUCACUAAUUAUAUUGAUUUGGUAUCAAAGAAUAGGGAAUGGCAUGAAAACCAAGGAAAGCAGGGUGCUGAAUGGGUAAAUUCUUGCUAUAGGGACUCACCAGAGUUGGAACCAUUUAAGUGGUACGAAAGUGAGCCUUAUAUGCAUAGCACACCUGAGCAUGAUGAAGAUAAUAAAUGGGCAGCCAAACAUGGAAAAGAUGGUGCUGUCAAUGCCUUAUGUCCUCUAGCAAUACAGAGUUUUGAUGAACAUUUAGAGAAGGAGUUUUGCAAAGAUGGAGAGACUUUGACCAAAGGACCAAACUUUUCGGAAAAUGAUCAGGCUUUUCUUGAGGGAUGUGCUCAAGAAUCUGAGACAAUGCAAAAUGGUAUACCAAAGCUAGAAAAAGCUGUUCUGCCUGAACCCAAGUGUGAGGCAACAUUUGUAGUUUUUAAUCCCAUUGCUUGCGAAAAUGGCUCUAUUUCUCCUUUUACAGACUCAUCAAAAAAUACAACCUGUGUGGUUUUUGCCAUGGCUGAUGAAGUUGGUGGUAUUUCUAAAGCUGGGAAGAAUAACCACAUGGUGAAAGAGUGUGCUAGGAGGACUUCAUUCAGAAGUAAUUCUGAACGAGUCACGGUUAAACCAGUCACCAGAUCCCCACUUGCUCCUACCAUAACCAAAGCAAGAAAAGCAGAGAUAGUAAGCUUUCCAAAGCCAAACUUUAAAAAUGUUAAACCAAAAGUUGUGUCCAGGCCCAUACCACAAUUGAAAGAGAGUGCUGCAUUAAAAGCAGCUCAAAGAUCUCCUCAGCUAUCUACCACAUCAUCAUUUUCCCCAUCUUCUUCCCCAAGGCAAACAUCAUCUUCAAUUGCAGUGCUAAGAAAAAAAAUAGACUUGGAAAGAGGUACAAAAGCAGAAACACCGAUGAAUAAGACCUAUAAGCAACAUUUUAAUAAACACCUUCCUAGCCAAGCUGUACAUGCUGCAACUCAUUCUGAAAAUACUUCCCACAAGGUUACAAAAACAGCUGUGUUAAAACAGAAUGUGGAACAGGUCGACAAAGCGAGGUGCCCCAAUUCAACAUUCCUCUCUGUUUCUGGGGCUGUUACAUAUGCAAACAACACAGAUGGGACUCUGAAUGACAAAAUGGAAAUUGUAGAGUCCUGUGUACGGCCUUGUACUUUGAACAUCUGCCCAGUACCUCAAGAGGAACAGCAGAAUGACUGCCUGGGGGUUCCAACAGAAAAGUCUGCUCAAGAUGCAGUGAAUGAAGGUGUUGGACUUGCCCGUCUUCCUUCGGCUUCUUCACCUAAAGGAGAGAGAACACAGCUGCAGAGUUUACCCAAGGACACCCCAGUCAUCCUAAGAAAUAUCCCAGAUUCCAGGAGGACGUUCUGCUCUAAGAGAGGAAGUGACAGUAAAAAUGUUCAUGCAACCAAAGUAUCUUCUCCUCAAAGAGCAGUUCUACCUUUGAAUUCAGGAACAGAAUAUUUUACUCCUAAAGGAAGGCUUGCAUCUGCAAGAGCAUUGCCUGGAUCUUUCACCACUUCUGGAAAGUUAAUUCCUAAAUCAAAAGUGCCCGUCAAGGGACAAGGAUUUCGGAGAACCUCUAGCGUUUCUUCAGUCAGCAGCACACAGAGUGACCAAAGUACUUGCAGCAACAAAUCUACAAGUGCUACAAUUAUCAUCAAGAAUGGAGAGUGGCCUUCCAAGUCUGCUUGUCAAAAUGGUUCGGCUAUAAAGCCAGUACCCAGGCCAAGAGUGUAUUCCCUGAAAAACACCCCCAAAGGAACAAAAAGAAAGUUUGGUGUGGUGAGCCCCUGUGUGCCAAAAUCGGCAGGAACACUUCUUCCAGGAAGGAAAACCAGUGAUUCAAAAGGCAGUCAACAAUCAGGACCUGCAGGACAAAAUGGGCCUCGAAGUUUAUUUUCAGCGUUCACUUCUGUUGACAAGGGGAAGCAAAGGAGUCCUAAGAACUCAUGCAUACAGACCCGCAGUUCUGCUGAAGUACAUUCUACAGAAACAAAAACACACGAGUUGACGCAAUACAAAAGAAAAUGUGAACACCAAAGUGGAAUUAUCCAACAACUGAAGAAAUGCUUGGCAAGCAGUAACAGGAAAUUUGAAGCAUUAACUCUGGUGAUCCAACACUUGCAGUCUGAGAGAGAGGAAACACUAAAGCAGCACAAAGAGCUAUCUCUAGAACUUAUCCACCUUCGUGGCGAGUUGGGAACUACUACAACAGCAUGUGAGAAAUUGGAGAAAGACAGGAAUGAACUACAAGCAGCUUAUGAAGGAUUUGUGCAGAAGCUAAACCAGCAGCACCAAAGUGAUCUUGCUGAGCUGGAGGAGAGGCUAAAACAGUUUUACACAGCAGAGUGCGAAAAACUACAGACUAUCUGUAUUGAGGAAGCUGAAAAAUAUAAAGCACAGCUCCAAGAACAGGUUGAUGACUUGACCUUUACACAUGAAAACUUUAAAAUAGAGCUUGAAGCCAGUCAUACAGAGAGGAUCGAAGAACUGAAGAGGGAAUACGAAUCGUCCUUUUCAGAGCUCAAGAAUGUCCAUGAAUCAGAAAGAAAGACACUUCAAGAAUCGUUCCAAGAGAAACAGGAAGAACUAGAGAAAAAAAUUGCUGAGUUACAGAGUGAAAACGAUUCCUUGAACGAAAAGCUGAAGUUGGAAGAGCAAAAACGAAUAGCCAAAGAAAAAGCAAAUCUUAAAAACCCUCAGAUCAUGUAUUUGGAACAAGAGCUGGAAAGUUUAAAAGCAGUGCUGGAGAUCAAGAAUGAGAAACUGCAUCAGCAAGAUAACAAGUUGUUAAAAAUGGAAAAAAUGGUGGAAAACAACACAGCCUUAGGGGAGAAAUGGAGGAAGCUUCAGCAGGAGAAUGAGGAAUUAAAAGCUCGAAUGGACAAACACAUGGAGCUUUCGAGACAACUUUCCACUGAGCAGGCAGUUUUGCAAGAAUCCCUGGAGAAAGAAUCCAAAGUAAAUAAACGUCUGUCAAUGGAAAAUGAGGAACUUCUGUGGAAGCUACACAAUGGUGACCUGUGCAGCCGAAGAUCACUGUCCCCUACCACCCCACCAAUGCCUUUGCCAUCUCCAAGGAAUUCUGGCUCCUUCUCCAGCCCAACCAUGUCACCUAGAUGACACCCCUGUGUGCGUGGAGCUACUCUUUCCGUACUGACAUUUCAUCCGCAGUCUGCAGAACUUAAACAUGAAUCGAGGGAGCAAAGAGUUACAUUGGCUGUAUGUGGUCGAAAUGUAACUGGAAACUGCUGUCAUGAGGAGCAAGUAUAAAACAUACGUAGAGCUCUGGAGUAGGGCUCACCAAUGCUCUUCCUUGUGUUGUUUUUUUUAAAAGACUUCAGUAAUAACUUUUGGACGUUGUUGCACAAAGCACUUAAAAGAGCAAGAAAAGGUCUUGUUCGUUUUUGCCUUUUGCCUAACUAUAGGGGAAAAAAUGCUCAGGAACUUAUGCAUAAAUGGUCGUAACCUUUAACGCGUUCCUCACCGUAGGCACCUUUCUGAGACUUUGGGUGUGGUGUGAAAAGAUUGGAUGUAGCACAUGAAGUGUGUCUGAUGUGGCCGCCUUCACCGUGUACAUUGUAAAGGAUGAAAGCUGAAGAAUAUAGUGACAUGUAUAUCAUGAAUAAAACAUUUUCAGUAUGCAUGAUUUUUUUUUUUAAUGAAAGGUUUCUCACUUCUCUGGGGCUGAGAAAAAGCUGCCACUUGUGCUCUUGGGUCCUUCCUAAUCUCUUCUUCAGUUCAGUAAGAGGAUGAAAGGAAACAAUUGUUUGAUUUUUGUCUGUGUCUGCCUGUUUCAGUCAAAUCUGUAGUCUGAUAAUCUCUUAAACCAUAAUUUAAAUGAUGUUCUUCCUUUUUUUUUUUUUGCUUUCCUACUUUACACGAUAACUAUAUUGGAAUUAGAACUAGCUAAUGUCCCCUGCCCUCUUUUUAAAAUGGUACACAUCAGACAUGCAUCUCCUUUUGUCCAAGUGCGAUAGCAAUUGUAGAAGGUUGAUCUGAUCCAAAAUUGCCAGUUUUCAAACUGAAGGUGAAAACAUUCAGAUGGUGUUGUUUCUGUAAUAAACAGGAGAAUAAGAUUGUGUAUGCCUACCAAUGCAAUCCUUGCAUUGUGAAGAGCAACAAUCCAGGAUCAGUGACUUAUCAUUUUGCACUUUCUUGCACUUUUGCAAUUAAUGGCUAAAAGGAAAAAUCCAUACCUGGGUAAUCUGUAACAGAUUUGCCUGCCUUUUCUAAUAGACUUCAGGACUCUUCAUCUUCAGUUUCAUCUACAAAGAGGCUUUGCUCUGCUCUCCACCCCCACUAUUACAAAGACAAAAUUGGAUUGUAUUGCUGAAGUUGUAAGAUGCUCAUGUCACAUGUAACAUUUGAUACUAUAUUACAGAUUUAAAGAUGACAUAGUGCAUGUCUUCUCUUGUUGAUGAUCUGGUCAAAAUUUAUUUUUAUGAUUUCAUAGAUCUUUUAACUACAAACAUAAUUUUUUUGGGAUUGUGCUGUGCUUGGCAUACAAGGCAUCGUCAUAGUAUCCAAGAAUGCAUCAAUAAUUACUUUGCUGUGAAACAGCCCACUCAUUAGCAAACAGCCGUAUCCUGUUAUUACUUUGCAGUGGAAAUCUUGAGAACUAUUGGAGUUUCUUUUUCCUUUUCCACAAAACUGGAAAAAGGGAGUCCAGGGAAAUCAUUAAACUUGAACAGUAAAAUGUUAAAACCAAAUGUUUUGGUCUAGGAUGCAAAAAUGUUGACUCUAAAUUAGGAAGAUUUUAGUUACCCUUAUUCUGUAAUUAUGGAAGUAUUUACUCUGUAAUAUGAAAAAUACAAGGAUGAAAUAUUUAAUUUUUACAUGCUGUAUAAAGUGUGCCUGCCCUGUGCAACAUUUUACUUGCCCUUACCCCAUUUAUGGCACUGUAUUUGCCUCUGUAGCUAGAGAUGUCAGCACUUCUGAAUAAACUCUUGUCCAGAAAUUGAGUAGAACCAUGACAAUUCCGCUUCGGGCUGAAACUUGGCUUAGAAGUAUGUCUUCAAGCAAUUUUAUUUCCUUGGCAAGAACAAAUUUGAUGUUAUGUAUUCUUGAGUGUUCAAAAUUGAAAUAAAACUUUUUUUUCUACUGGUU